GCGUGCGCGCCGGCCUUUCUGCUUCCUGCGCUCCACGGGGUGAUCAGCUGGUGUGCGCUGCCCUGACGUGGGCCGGGGCACGUCACCGCCGAAUGGCAGCCUCCAGAAAGGCACCGCGAGUAAGGGCGAAUCACCAGGAUUUUCAGCUGAGAAAUUUAAGAAUAAUUGAGCCUAACGAAGUGACACACUCAGGAGACCCAGGUGUGGAAACAGACGGCAGGAUGGCUCCAAAGGUAACCUCAGAGUUGCUUCGGCAGCUGCGACAAGCCAUGAGGAACACAGAGUAUGUGACAGAACCGAUCCAGGCCUACAUUAUCCCAUCGGGAGAUGCCCACCAGAGUGAGUACAUUGCUCCAUGUGACUGUCGGCGGGCCUUCGUCUCUGGAUUUGAUGGCUCUGCGGGCACGGCCAUCAUUACAGAAGAGCAUGCGGCCAUGUGGACUGAUGGACGCUACUUUCUCCAGGCUGCCAAGCAGAUGGACAGCAACUGGACACUCAUGAAGAUGGGUCUGAAGGACACACCAACUCAGGAAGACUGGCUGGUGAGUGUACUUCCUGAAGGAUCCAGGGUUGGUGUGGACCCACUGAUCAUUCCUACAGAUUACUGGAAGAAGAUGGCCAAGGUUCUGAGAAGUGCAGGCCACCACCUCAUUCCUGUCAAGGAGAACCUUGUGGACAAAAUCUGGACAGACCGUCCUGAGCGCCCGUGCAAGCCCCUCCUCGCACUGGGCCUGGAUUACACAGGCAUCUCCUGGAAGGACAAGGUUGCAGACCUUCGGUUGAAAAUGGCUGAGAGGAAUGUCGUGUGGUUUGUGGUCACUGCCCUGGAUGAGGUUGCGUGGCUGUUCAAUCUCCGAGGAUCGGACGUGGAGCACAAUCCCGUGUUUUUCUCCUAUGCAGUCAUAGGAUUGGAGACGAUCAUGCUCUUCAUUGAUGGUGACCGCAUAGAUGACCCCAGUGUGAAGGAGCACCUGCUUUUUGACUUGGGCCUGGAAGCCGAAUACAGAAUCCAGGUGCUUCCCUACAAGUCCAUCCUGAGCGAGCUCAAGGCUCUGUGUGCCAAUCUCUCCCCAAGGGAGAAAGUGUGGGUCAGCGACAAGGCCAGCUAUGCCGUGAGCGAGGCCAUCCCCAAGGAUCAUCGAUGCUGUAUGCCUUACACCCCCAUCUGCAUUGCCAAAGCUGUGAAGAAUUCUGCUGAAUCAGACGGCAUGAGACGAGCUCACAUUAAAGAUGCUGUUGCCCUCUGUGAACUCUUUAACUGGCUGGAGAAAGAGGUGCCCAAAGGUGGUGUGUCCGAGAUCUCAGCUGCUGACAAAGCCGAGGAAUUUCGCAGGCAACAGGCUGACUUUGUGGACCUGAGCUUCCCAACGAUUUCCAGUACGGGACCCAAUGGCGCCAUCAUUCACUACGCGCCAGUCCCUGAGACGAAUAGGACCUUGUCCCUAGAUGAAGUAUACCUGAUUGACUCGGGAGCUCAGUACAAGGAUGGGACGACAGACGUGACACGGACCAUGCAUUUUGGGACCCCUACAGCCUAUGAGAAGGAAUGCUUCACAUAUGUCCUCAAGGGCCACAUAGCUGUGAGUGCAGCCGUUUUCCCGACUGGAACCAAAGGACACCUUCUUGACUCGUUUGCCCGCUCAGCUUUAUGGGAUUCUGGCCUGGAUUACCUGCACGGAACAGGACAUGGUGUUGGGUCUUUUCUGAAUGUUCACGAGGGUCCUUGUGGCAUCAGUUAUAAAACCUUUUCUGAUGAGCCUUUGGAGGCAGGCAUGAUCGUCACUGAUGAGCCGGGGUAUUAUGAAGAUGGGGCUUUUGGAAUUCGCAUUGAAAAUGUUGUCCUGGUGGUUCCUGUGAAGACCAAGUAUAACUUCAAUAACCGGGGAAGCCUGACCUUUGAACCUUUAACUUUGGUUCCAAUACAGACCAAAAUGAUAGAUGUGGAUUCUCUUACAGACAAAGAGGUAAUGAGGAAUGGGACUCUCCCAGCCAGAAGCCUCUUUUUCCCUUAUUCAGCUCGAUUGGCUCAACAACUACCACCUGACCUGCAGGGAUGUGAUCGGGAAGGAAUUGCAGAAGCAGGGCCGCCAGGAAGCUCUCGAGUGGCUCAUCAGGGAGACACAGCCCAUCUCCAAACAGCAUUAAUGCCUCCCUGGUUUGGGUUUUUGUAAGAUGCUCCAGGGAAGGGAAGAAACCUGGCAGAUUCCUGACAUCUGUCUCCUUUCCUCUCCUUCCUUUCUUCCCCUUUUUACUUUGAGAUUCUAAGGAGAACUGAAAAUCUUCUUAUCCUCUUUGAUAUUUUCUUGCAAACACUCGAUCUUUUAUGAUUUUUUUAAUUAUUGAGAACGAGCCAAGAAUAAAAUUGCUGCACUGGAAGGAGGGUCCCCCCAAAACUGAACACUUGACCCGGGGGGACGCCUCGAGCAGCCACAGUGAGUUCUCUGGCCCGUGAUGGUGAAGCCCUGCGCGCUUGCUCUCUGAUGGUUCCAGGUGCUAGUACAUCAUUCACAAUCUCCUUGAUUCAUGGGACUGUAUUUAUGAUCAGUGAAUAAAAUGUCAAAAUGUA
Messenger RNA from Nyctereutes procyonoides (raccoon dog), 2566 nucleotides. RefSeq names its product X-prolyl aminopeptidase 1 (gene XPNPEP1). Gene Ontology annotation, molecular function: metalloaminopeptidase activity. The record is from RefSeq and is a predicted model, not a curated record. The transcript has 22 exons. Bases 93 to 2171 code for a protein of 692 amino acids. Lineage: Eukaryota; Metazoa; Chordata; Mammalia; Carnivora; Canidae.